AUGGACUUGGAGGCAACAAGAAAAGAAAGAACAGAAGUAAUCUGCUCAUGGUUUCCUCAAUACUACAAUGCUGAUCUCGAAAAGGAAAUUGAAAAGGAAAACGAAAGUAGUAACCUUUCUCAAGAAACAGUAACAGUUACUGCCCAAAAAACAAUCCUCGAGCAAGAACCCCCUAGACAGUUCAAAUAUUCCAAGUGA
Molecule: messenger RNA, 198 nt
Organism: Cavenderia fasciculata
Lineage: Eukaryota; Evosea; Eumycetozoa; Acytosteliales; Cavenderiaceae
Exons: 1
Coding region: 1-198 (65 amino acids)
Source: RefSeq, a predicted model, not a curated record